Kickxella alabastrina is the source of this 1432-nucleotide messenger RNA. RefSeq lists its product as uncharacterized. Gene Ontology annotation, molecular function: DNA binding. The record is from RefSeq and is a predicted model, not a curated record. The coding region runs from base 95 to 1354 and encodes 419 amino acids. The transcript has a single exon. Lineage: Eukaryota; Fungi; Kickxellomycota; Kickxellomycetes; Kickxellales; Kickxellaceae.
UUUCGCUUUCACGCUUUAAAUAUUUGUCAUUUCUCUCUCCCAAAAUUUUUUAAUAACUGUAGACUCGCUUUGUUUUCAAUUUUUCAAAAAUAUAAUGCUUGGAUCAUCCUCUCCUACUCUGAGCGCAUCGAUGGAAGCCUCUUCAGCCUACACCCAGGCCAUAUCCGGUACACGACCAGCGCCUGGUACGGUGGAAUUUAGUAAUUACGUCGGGAGCAUGCGCGCUGCACCCACCAAUUCAACAGCUCAAGAGAAAGCCAUUAAUUCAAACAUAGCUCUUGGGCCAAACAUUUACGACCAGACCAAGAAGGACUCUGCUCUCGAAAGACUAUUAACAAUUGUCAACCUGCAAGCGAUGGGUGUCUUUCAGACACCAGGUGCAAACUUGGAACCUUUCCCACCGAUGGGUACUGGCACCAAUCCUGACGCUGAUAGCGAUUCUGAAACUGUGUCCAAUGUAUUGUAUGCACAGCAAGACCAGUCGCAAGACCAGUCGCAAAGUCAAAGUGAUAUUUAUGACCAGCAGAACCACCACUCACUCGACCUUUGCUGGUCUCAGCACUCGCCUCUGCACAUGCCGUUGAUAUCUCCUCCAAAGGCGAGUCCGCCUUACACGGAUCAAAAGCCACAAUCCGCCUUUGGCAUUGCCAGGGUGGCCUCGGAUACGGCACUGUCAAGUCGGAUUCCAUUUUGCACAGAAAAAAAGUUCUUUAAGGAUUCGAGCUUGCAUCCGCGAAUUCAGUACGAUAGAAAGCUCUCCUCGACCUUUCCGUUGACAAGUUCUGGUCUGAGUCAAACAAGCCUGCACAACCCAGGCAAUUGCAUGCAAAAUAGAACAAAUACAUUUCCGGCCGGCUUGUUCAACCACAAUUUUGGAUUUAACGGCAACCUCCGAAACAUGCUGCUCAGUGGCAGUGAUAUCUCCUUAUUAAACUGCAACAAUAACAAUAACAACAACAGUAGUGACAAUGGGAUUAGUAGCAUGGAAUUCGCGGAUAAUAUGAACGAAAUUUCAAAUUGGAAGAGUCAGCCACGCAACUCCAUAUCGAGAAUGCAGAAAAUGGAAUUUUACAGGUGGCUUAUCAAAAACAUACAUUUUCCAUUCCCCAGCGAGGAAGAUCGGUUGGGUCAGCUAGCGGUAGAUGAGAUCAGUGAGCGGAAAUUUAAGUAUUGGUUUGCCAACAUCCGCUGCCGCCAGUUCAACAAAAACCGCAAAGCCAACGGCGAAAUUUUUUUUGUGCCAAACGCAAAGUUCUACAUGUCAUGCUUGCGCCUAAAACUGCCCAUUCCGCAGGACAUCCCGAAUAUUUUUAUUGACGAGAUUAAGCGAAUGAACACGCGGUCUUUUGCGUAACACAGAGCAUGAUGUGUAAUAGAUACACCACUUUUUUAACUACACGUUUUUCAGUAAAUAAAAAAGGUUGUGCUUGAA